Messenger RNA from Drosophila willistoni, 2009 nucleotides. It is a transcript of the gene Zwilch, whose product is annotated as protein zwilch. Gene Ontology annotation, biological process: mitotic spindle assembly checkpoint signaling; protein localization to kinetochore. Bases 34 to 1959 code for a protein of 641 amino acids. The transcript has 5 exons. Gene Ontology annotation, cellular component: RZZ complex. Lineage: Eukaryota; Metazoa; Arthropoda; Insecta; Diptera; Drosophilidae. The record is from RefSeq and is a predicted model, not a curated record.
GUUAAUUAAUUUGAUUUUUAUUUGAAUUAUACAAUGUCCGCCAACCUCGCCAACUUUUAUGCAGAUUUGCUACGCAAGUACGGGGAAAACCACACUAUUACUUAUGGAGCGCCUCCUUCCUAUUUGCUAACUAUAGCUGGUCCUCAAGAAGCGGAGGCGGGAAAAAAGAUUGUAUUCUUCUACAAAGAAGAUCGGUCGAUGGCGUCCCUAGUGAAAACUACGCCGAAAAAACCAAUUGAGCGGAAUUCAGAUGUCAAUUUGGAUUUGACUGGCAGUCCUUUAAGGGAUGACUGUCUCGCUGACGCCAUUGGCGAUCUAUCGUUGAAUUUGCAAUUGGAGGCUAUAAAUCCAUGGAAGCCAGAGGAAGAGUAUCAUCGCGGUUUAUCAGUCGAUAUGGCUCGUAAAAUUAUUUGCCUCGAGAGCUAUCCGCGGGAAAAGUGCUCAGGAUCUGUGUGGUUCCUCUGUGAUGGCAGCGAUUUCGGCCAUACCCAGUUGAUCCAGUACGAGUUCGAUAAAACCCACUUCUGUCGCGGCAUACUUACAUAUCAGGGUGUCUUGCCGAUCUCCUUUGUCACUGCUCAAUCUCUGGCCCGCCAACAUUCUAUGGUUGGGGGCAAGCCGAUGGACACCUGCAUUGAGAAUAACUAUCAAGUGAAUCCCAACAUAACUUUGAAUUGCAUUUGGUUGACGCACAGCUCAGUGCCUGAGCUAAUCAAUUUGCGCGACUGCGACGUGUCACUUAAACAGAUAUUUCGGGUGAGCAAUUGCUCUCCCAUCACCCAAGAUUUGAUGAAUCAAUUGCGCAUUCUGGCCUACAUACGCGAGGACAUUGUCAACUAUCAUAGUAACGUAAAAUCGGGCCAAAGCGGUGAUCCCACCUAUCGUUGUGGUCGAGGUAUUGACAUGGGUGAAUUGAGUGAAUCAAUUAACCAGAUGAUGAAUGAAGUUUCACCCUUUGUUGAUUCCUACGGCAACGUGCAUAAUGAUUUUGAUUUCGAGGAGGCGAUUCAACGGUGCAAAUUCAGGAACAUUACGGAUCUAACCGACAAGCUGUGGGAGUUACUUAAAAGUUGUGGCUCAUACCAUGAUCUAAAAUUGGCCUUUAGCAUGGUUUUCCAAUGCGCUGCGCGCUGCAACAUUGUGAACACUCCAACCAACACGAAUCGUUUGGCUGAAAUAAUUAGAGAGCUUGUUAAUCGGCGUCUGGCCAUACCUUGUCUAAAUGGUGCGGAACCUUUGGAGCUACUCUUUGAAAUUGGCCUGGACAAGGUGUACAAAGACUAUGAAUUUAUUUAUACAGAAAGCAAGGUGUGCAGUUCCAGCUUAUUAAAGGAUUGCACUGGCUCUGGUGUGGAGGAAUCAAAUGGAGACGAUCCAGCUCAAGGUUUGGGUCAGACACGGAAAUCUCUGCAUAAUGGUGGUCGGGGCGAUGCCACAGCUGGGACUGCAGGUGCUCGUAAAACUUUGCUGCAUCUUAAUGCUGCCGUUAGAAAGGAAAAGUACGAUGAUGUGCCUGGCUUAAAGAAUAGCCGUUUCGAUGAGGACGAGAGUUUGCAACGAUUGUCCAAACUAUUUCAAAUUCAUUGCACUUUGGAACAUCUAUUGAUGCUACAGAUGCAUCUCAAUUUACCAAAUGUUUGUGUCGAUGUCUGCUCAAAGUUAUUGAAAAAGGAACCUAAAUUGAUAGAAUCAAUUGAUGACAAGCUAAGCGAUGCAAUAGACAUUGAUUUGUCUGCCCAUUAUGUACGUGAAUAUUUGGAUGGCAAAGAUCCGCAUUCACGGCGUAUAAUCAUGAAAUCGGAUAACAAAUUCCGUGAAGUCAAAACUACAUUCUAUUUCAAUAUGGAAAACAUUUGCCCCCCUGAGCUGGCACAGUGCUUUCAAUGUGAUGAUAAGGAGAUGAUCGAAGAUCGCAUUUACCAUUCGUGGCUCUAUCGUAAAAUUAAGUCAUUUAAGUAAAGUCAAAGACAAUUAUUUUGAAUAUGUAUUAAAGAACUUAUGGAAAGCAA